Messenger RNA from Penicillium verhagenii, 456 nucleotides. RefSeq names its product aegerolysin family protein. The transcript is spliced from 2 exons. The record is from RefSeq and is a predicted model, not a curated record. Lineage: Eukaryota; Fungi; Ascomycota; Eurotiomycetes; Eurotiales; Aspergillaceae. Gene Ontology annotation, biological process: symbiont-mediated hemolysis of host erythrocyte. Bases 1 to 456 code for a protein of 151 amino acids.
AUGCCAGCUGGACCGUUGGGAGAUGACGAUUGGGUUGACCUGCACUUGACGGAUUCCAUGGGCGGGCUACCCGUUCGAGUUCAAAAUUCCGAACUUCAAUGGGGGAAGUUCUAUGCUGAUGGGAACAAAAAUGAUGAGAUAAGUCCACAACAAGUUGACGAGACUGUGAUUCCACCAUUCAGCUCCGGGCCAGCAGAUAUCUGGACAUGUGGCAGAGAGGAUGCUCCCUCAGGAUCUCAAGGAAGUUUUGAUUUAAUUGAUCAAAACACAGGUGGUGGUAAAAUUUGUUCCAUUGACUGGAACGCCCCCUACGCCCCGGGUCCAGGCAACGAAAAUUCGGUCACGGCCAGAGACCUGAAUAGCCAGGACUACGCUGUUGAUAUUGUUGGGCAUUUUAAGAAAGAUAAUGGGACUUUGGGGACAGUUGAUGUUGACAUUAGUCAUGCUUCUUCUUGA